GAGUAUGCACACCGCGCUUAUUGAACUUAACCGUAAGCAAUUUUAAAACUGCUGUUAUUUCGCGGCCUUUUGCAACCAGCGUAUGUCGUACGUGGACAUGGGUCACAUGGGCAAUGUGGCUGUCAAUAGUGUCAAUCUAUCCAGAGGACCUCUAACCUAUCCUUUCCAUUUGCAGUCUGGCUACAAAAAGGCGCGAAAUAGUAGCUGUAAAGGUUAAGCAGUACGUGAUUUCGGACAGGAACAAGAAAGUCCGCGCAAAGACGAUCAAAAACGUGAUACGUCUAUAUUAUUCUGUGAAAACAUCAUAUAUGUGCGGGCGCGUGUGUGGGCACAGAUUAAAAAUUAGUGUUAAAAAAAGUGAGGAUAUAAAAAAGAUAAAUAGUGUGUCUCGUAUAUCAAUUUGCUUAAGAAAAUAAAGAAAAGAAUUAAUAGUUUAUAUGAUGAUGGAUGACGAGACGAUGAUUGAGACGGCGGUUGACGACACAAAAUGCGUCCUUGUUGAAUUUGAAGACGAAACCGUGGCCGUAGGUUACCUCAACUGGUUAACCAGCCACAAUAACGAAAACUACAUUCAAGAUGUUAUUGAAAAACACCUGGAUGUAGUCACUCGUUGGCCAAAUUGUACAAUUGGGCCGGCGAAUAAAAUGCGAAAAGCUCUGCAAAAGUGCAAUGAGUGGUCGAAGCAUAUGGUCAAGAUUGUUGCAUACGGAGACUGGACCACUAUGUGCAAUCAACUCUCUACAUAUAUAAAAUGUGAUGAUCCUAAUCCUGGGAAACAUGAAAGAAAAUUGUACGCAAAAAAGAAAAUUAGCGAGAGUGAGGACGAGGAAGAAAAUAAAACUAAAAAGACUUUUAAGAAGCAAAAAAAGGAAACUGCAAAAUUGAAGUCAGACGCAAAAAAUACAAUAGGCUACACCAUCUUACAAAAAUAUAAAACCAAAAGCAAUAAAGAUGAUAAAACUAAACAGAUACAGUUUAAUAACUCAUCAUCGAGUGACGAUAGUAUUGUCCAACUUCAAAAAUCGCUGGAUGUGCAAAAAUUGUUAGCCGAAAAAUCAAAACAAUUAGAGGAAGUGAAUAAGAAAUUAAUAGACAUUGUUCAUGUUUCAGAAGCCGUUAAACGUCUGGAAAAAAAAAUUGACAAAAUUGCAGACGCUAUGACAACAAUAGAGUCAUAUUUAAAAUCUGGUGAUAACAUCAGUAUUGUGGAAAAAAAAGUGGACAAAAUUUCAGACGCUAUGAUAAAAAUGGAAUCAUACUUAAAAUCUGACAACAACAGUAAUAAAUUUACCGACAAUGAUAUUGAGAAUAGCAUCAUGGUUCUUUCAGUAUCUGACGAAAUGAAAACUAAACCAUAUGAUAGCUUGUACAUUUCAGAGGAAAUAAAGGAUGAAUUUCAAAACAAUAAUACUCCCAUUACACUUCAUGUUGCUGCAGAGCUGGAAGAAAUUUCUGAGGCUAAUGGUGCAGCAUCAUCUAAAGUAGACGAUGCCAAAGAAAUAAAUUCCAAAGAAAUAAUAGAUGUUACAAAAUCAAAGAUUCCAUCAACCACUUCAAAAAUAUGUAAUAAUGCAGUUGAAUUGAACGGGUGUUGUUAUUUUGGCGAUCGCCUAGUAACAAAAGUGCAAUUAGCCAAACUCAACGAUUCAUCAUUGUCAAAGCUGACGGGCGAUCUACUUUCUAUUGUAUUCGAUAAAAAGGAGCUCAAAGAGAGUAGCUUGACAGGCCAAAAGGCUAAUGCGAACAAAAACAAAAUUGCGACUAAAAAAUUAGAUCCAGACAGAGUGGCUGCCGUGGAAGAGUACGUGUACAAAAAGUUUGGAAAAACGGACGAUAACAUUAAACUUUUCCGUGCGGCUGUACGAACAAAGUGCAACAAUGCAAAAAAAGUCGCAAGUGCUAAUAGCAUUAUAAUAUCAGCUACAGCGGAUGAGUGAUUUUUUAAUAAUCCUAUAUUAUAAUCCUAUAUAAUUUUUACGUUAUUUUAUAUAUU
Messenger RNA from Wasmannia auropunctata (little fire ant), 1993 nucleotides. RefSeq lists its product as uncharacterized. Gene Ontology annotation, molecular function: DNA binding. The coding region runs from base 438 to 1937 and encodes 499 amino acids. The transcript is spliced from 9 exons. The record is from RefSeq and is a predicted model, not a curated record. Lineage: Eukaryota; Metazoa; Arthropoda; Insecta; Hymenoptera; Formicidae.